CCUAGAAUCGUCGUUGAAGGUCUUUUGAAGCAAUGCUUAGCUACGUACGAUGUGACUUCAAUUUCGGUGCACCUGCUUUGUUUGUCUUCGCUUGAGUUAUUGGUGCCCAGGACUAUAUAUUAUGCCUUGCUUUUCACUACGUCUUGGUCUUCUAUUCGUUUCUUCACGGGCACUCGCCUCUAUAAUCAAUCAACACUAGUCACUAGAACAAAAUCAAAAUGGAGCAGCAGCAAGCACUAACGACGAAAAUCACCUUCCGCGUUGCCGUGGAAGCCGCGUUGCCUUUGGACCAAGCGGUAUUUGUCUGCGGGUCUCACUCUGCUCUCGGCAGUUGGGAGGCGGGGAACGCGGUGCGGUUGUUUGCCAAUGAGCAAAAUCCGUUGCUUUGGAGCACGGAAGAAGGGAGUAUCAGCCUUCCGCUGAAACAGCGCGUGGAAUACAACUAUUUGGUGAAGGAGAUCGACGGCCCGGACAGUCUAGGAAACACGCUCAGUUUAAGCAAUGCAGAGACUCUUCGAAGGCAACUCGUCCACUCCCGCGAACAGCAGGUCGCCGCCAGCCCAUCAACCAGUUCCGCCGCGGCGCAGCAGCCGGUCGUGCAGGGCGCGACGGGCGCAGGGCCGCCGGUGAUCGGCAUGGGGUCCAGCUCGGCUUCGCUCUUGAAGCAGCGCGCGGGAGCUGGAGGCACCCUCCAUCCCCCGAGCAGCACGCGCGCGGACACGACGACAACGGAGGGUGCGCCGGCGUUCGUGAGUGGGUCGGGCAGGAGUGGCG
Messenger RNA from Amoebophrya sp. A120, 774 nucleotides. The record is from the annotation of a GenBank genome assembly. NCBI's taxonomy places the organism in Eukaryota, Dinophyceae, Syndiniales, Amoebophryaceae.